Messenger RNA from Paramecium pentaurelia, 2480 nucleotides. The record is from the annotation of a GenBank genome assembly. NCBI's taxonomy places the organism in Eukaryota, Ciliophora, Oligohymenophorea, Peniculida, Parameciidae.
AUGGGAUUAUGUUCAAAAGAUCUAAUAUAUUGUGUACUUAAUCAAUCUAAAAUUCCUGCAAUCAUAAAUUUGAUUGUUUUAACUAUUCUAAUAAGUAAAUAAUCUUCUCUUUAUUUAAGUUUAACAAUUAUUGAAGAUCAAAUUUAGAAUAUCUCAUUCUGAAAUCAUACUCUCAUUUAUUUAUAACAUAAUAUCCAUAACUUUAUUUGGAACUUCAUCCAUAUGGUAAGCUUAUUAUGUGAUGAGCAUAUUUCAAAGAGUCGAUUAUUAUUUUCUUGCUUCUUUCCCCAUUAUAAUUUACUAAUUAGUACUAGAAAUAAUUGAAUUUUAAGUAAUUGAACCAAAGACACUUGGCUUUUAAAUUUCGUCAGCUUCUAUUAUCAUUCUAUAUUAGUUUUAUAGUUUUUUCUAAUAAAAUGAUAUAACCUCAGUUGCAGAAUCAGUUAUCAUUAAGUAAUUGUUGGAAAAUAGUUAUAUAAAGGUCUUCACUAAAAAUUUAGAAGAUUUAACACCAAAUAUAUUAUUUAGAUAGGAUUAGCAAACUUCUGGUUAAACGAUUUUUACAACUAGAAAUAAAUCAGAAAAUUUGGAAUUAAUACCCAAUUCAGUGAACAAAGAACUAAAAAUUAAGAGUUUUCUUAAUAGUGAUUAACAUUAAGAGGAAUCAUUAGAUUCAGAAAUAGAUAGUCCAAAUAAAUAUCAAAGUUAUAAAGAUUUGAAGGAUCUUAUCACUAAUUUUAUUUUGAAUAAGUAAACUUAAAGUUAAGACAAAUUAAUUAUAGCUUCUGAAAUUGACAUAGAUUCUGGUAAGAAAUAAAAGUAUAAGGUUAUUAUAAAUACAUAAAUAUAAAAAUACUACAUUAUAGCCUUUAUUAAGAUUGAUUCUGCUAUUGUAAGAAAAUAACAUAAUUCUAUAGCAAAAUUUAAAACAAGAUUGGCUAAUAACUUUACUCAUAAAUUAAAAACAUCUCUUAAUGCAACAUUAGCAUAUUUAUCUAAUGCUAUUAAUGAUAGAAAGGUAGAUAAUAAUGUAUUAUAAUCUUAUAUUCAUCCAUCAUACAUACAUUCAAAAAUUUAAUUAUAUUAAGUAUAAGAUUUACUUGAUUAUCUUAAUAAAGAUUAAGAUUAAAUUGGAUUGUAAGUAACUAAAUUUAAUUUACAAUAAUCCUUAAGUUAAAUAUAUGAAUUUAUUGAAUACUAAUGUAAAGUUAAAAAUAUUACUAUUAAAUUUUUGAUAAAUGGUUGUGAUUGGAAAUUGCAAGAAAGGUAUCUAUUUAUUAUUAUUAUGAUAUUAGUUAAUUUUAUCUUUAUUCAGAUUGUCAAAAAUUUGAAAGAGUUUUAUUUAAUUUAAUUAAUAAUUCUUAUAGAUUUGCUCCUUUGAAUGGAGAAUUAACAAUUGAUUUAAUGUAUGAUUCUGGAAAUAAUAAAUUACAUGUUAAAAUAAAUGAUAGUGGAGAAGGAAUAUAAGAAGAUUAAGUUAAUUUAAUAAAUACCCAAGCAUAAUUACAAAAUAAAUAUAAUAUUACUAAUAAAUAUGUAUCUACUAAAAACAAAUCUAAAUUUGGAUUAACCUUAUAGAUUACUAAUAGAUUGAUAUAUAUGCUAAGUGAUUCAAAUUGUUCAUUAUAAGUUAAAAAUGAUAAACAAUAAGGAGGUUGUAGUUUUGAAUUCUUUAUUAUUAUUAAUUCUACAUCUAGAGAAGGAUCAUUAGAAUAGAUUAAAUACUCUAAUUAAAUUAAAGAGUCUAAAUAAUCAUCAAUCAAAUAAUUAAAUAAAAUAAAUCGUUCAUCAAAAUCUUCUUCUUAAAGAUCUAUUUUGACUAAGAAUUAAUUAUUAGAUCCUAUUGAAGAAGAACCUAAACCUUUAAAGCCUAAAUAAUCUAAAGCAUAUUAAAUUCAUGAAUAAAAAUAAUAGAAUAAUUAAAUAAAGAGACCUACAUUAUCUGGAAUAAGAGAUUUAUAACUAUCUCAUGUAAUAGAUACAAUAAAUUAAACUGGAACACCACAUAAUCAAGAUAAUCGUUAUAUAUUGAUAGUUGAUGAUGAACCAUUUAAUCAUAAUACAUUAACUUUAAUGCUUCAAAAAUUAGGUCACAAAUAAUUUUUAUAUUGUUUUAAUGGAUAAGAAAGUAUUGAUAAAGUUAAGUAAAAUCCUUUAUGUAUAAAAACUAUUUUUAUGGAUUUAGAUAUGCCAAUUAUGGGUGGAUUACAAGUAAAUUAUAUUGAUAUAUUAAACAGGCCACUUAAAUAUUGAUUAAAAUGAUGACUGAAGGAAAGAUAGAUUAUAUUCCAAUUAUUGGUUGCACUGCUCAUGAUGAUUUUGAGACAUAAAUAAAAUGUCUUAAAGUUGGUAUGGCACAUGUAGUAACUAAACCUGUUUUUAUUAAGAGUUUAUAAGAAGCUUAUAGAUAGAUUAGAGAUGAACAUUUAUUAUAAGAACAUCGUAGUGUUUAAAUUUCAAAUUCAUUAGAUAAAUAUUGA